GGCGCAUCUUUCGGAUGUUGUGUCUACUUUUUCGAGUUCGUACUUUAGGCGUUUUCGUUGCAUGAAUGCAUUAUAAAUAUGGAUUCUGUUAGCACGCGCUUACUCCAAGAUGCGCAGACCUGCAAUUUAGGUGGCAGUCAAGGGUUAACUAUGAAUCAGGUUGUAGAUGCGGAUAGUGUUCCUACGCAGAUGGUCGAUAAAUGUCACCGAGUCAAGAUGUGGCAGCAAACUAAUUAUCUCUCAGAUUCUGGCAUUCACAGCGCUGUUGGGACUCAUACACCAAGUAUCAGUAGCAAGGUAGAAUGUGAUGACGCUGAAGCAGACGAUCGUUAUUUAACUCAAAAACCGGGUCAUUUACCUCAUUGGUCAUCUUUUCCACUUUCUGUUAACCCGUCGGACUCUUGUCUUUUGUCUCCAGCUACACCUAGUACAAGUAGCAUUCUAGGCGUUGACUCCUUAAGUGAUGUUGGCGGCUCCCACUCUGCAAGUAACGUUGAUCUACGAGGAAACAAGCUACCAGAAAUUGAUACCGAUGAGGCUGCAGGAGCCAUACCAGAGCUUGUCAAACUGAUCAAAGAUGAAGAUGACCAGGUUAUUAUUUACCAGUCAUCAAUGAUGGUUUUCCAAUUGAGCAAGUCAGAAGCUAUCGAUGCCCUUAUAAAGUCGAGAGACAUGAUAGACUGUAUAAUAUCUGCUCUGGAUCGAACAGAAGAUCCAGAAACAGUUCGUUUUCUUGCUGGUACAUUAUAUAACAUUUCGCAGAUGCAACCUGGGCUCAAGGCAAUAUUUGCCGCACAAUGUAUCCCCUCUCUUGUUAAGCUUUUGAAUUCACCUGUAGAAUCAGUUUUGUUCUAUGCAAUAACGACGUUACACAAUCUUCUACUUCAUCAAGAUGGAGCGAAAGCCGUUGUAAGACAGAGUGGGUGUUUACAAAAGAUGACUGCUUUAUUGCGGAAAAAUAACAUUAAGUUUCUCACCAUAUGUACUGAUUGUCUACAAAUACUGGCUUAUGGUCAUCAGGAAAGUAAACUGCAAAUUCUUUGCAGCGGGGGGCCCAUUGAACUGGUUCGGAUAUUAAGAACAUAUCAGUAUGAAAAGUUACUUUGGACCACGGCUCGAGUUCUCAAAGUGUUAAGCGUGUGUGCUAGUAACAAGCCGGCUAUUAUUGUUGCUGGAGGAAUGGACGCUUUAGCAAAGCACUUACAUAGUUCAAGUCACCGGUUGGUAUUAAACUGCCUUUGGGCACUUCGCAAUUUAUCCGAUGCUGCGACAAAAAUGGAUAAUCUCCAGCCUUUGUUGCACUCAUUGGUCCGUUUAUUGGAUUGUGGUGAUAGCAGUAUGAUUACAUGCGCAGCGGGAAUCCUCUCCAAUCUAACGUGCAAUAACCACGCAAAUAAAUUUAUCGUUUUUAAGAUGGGUGGCGUGGAGGCGCUUUUGCGUGCGGUCAGUCAACCUGCUGUCAAAGAAGAUAUCCUAGAACCAUGUAUGUGCGCUUUAAGGCAUUUAACAAGUCGUCAUGAAGAGGAAGAAACAGCAAGACAUGCCUUGGUUCAUGAACUCAACGGUUUGCCGAUUAUCGCUCGAGUUUUGCAUGCAGCAACUGCUGGUAUUUGUCCUGAUCUUGGUUUAGUCUGUCAACAUCCUCAGAAUCCGGUGGUAUCGUGGAUGCUUGUUAAAGCUAUGGUUGGCCUUUUGCGCAAUCUGUCUGUCACCUUAGAUAGCCAUUAUGGUAUGCGUGAAUGUGGGCUUGUCACCGGUUUGUUUUUACUACUUUAUGCAGCGCAAUAUGAAAUAAUUAGAGUGAGUGCCUCUGUUUAUUUAUUAAUAUCCUGGGAGUAUAAUAAAUAUGACCCUAAGGUUUUCUAAAAUGAGAACAAUAAACUAUGGGGAAAGGUGAAUUCAUUUCAUUUGGUGUCCCCUCAAUCCUCAACUUAUUAAAUGUCAACAAGAAUUUGUGCUUCACACAUAGUCAGAUUUAUAAAACAGUUUUGUGGUGGUGUCUGUAGAUUUAGAGCAAAUGAAGUGAUUUCACUUCACUCAACAAAGCUUUUUGUCCUUGUAUAAAAUCUCAACAAGAGGACUAAUUUGCUAGGACUUGUAGUUCAUUUAAAGUAUUGGUUGUGAUCAAUAUGAGGUUUAAUUAUUAUUUUAACAGUUUGUGGUAUCUGUGGAGCAGAUAUUUUGUGAGGACUUCGAGAAGUCACAAAUAAAUGUUCUGGUGUUUUUUUAUGGUUGUGGACACCCACUAGUAGUUGUAUGUGUAUCUCAUUUGUCACGUACAAAUGUAUGUGCUUGGCUUUCAGGAAAAAAUUAAUUGUAUGACGGCUACAUCUAAUGGUUGACGACUCGAUAGAUUUAUUCGGUCUUAGUUUGACCACUCCUACCACUCUCCCAACCUAUUCCUACAUCGACCAACAUCACGUGUCGUAACGAGGUAGCCAGUUGUUGGGCAUAAGCAGCAUGUGUUCCGACCAGCUUAGUCGACGAAGAUUCAAAACCCCAUGUCUACUCAGUACCCUACAUUUAACACCAGGAUUGAUCACUUGGUGGUCAAAACAUAUGCAAGCAAUGUUUAGAAGACACGUAUGUUCGAACACUAAUUCCCGUUGUCUCUGAGAGCCAUGUUUCGGUCGUAAAUUAGGACGGAGUAAAUUGCUGGACAGUAUACUCAUCCGAUUGGCAGAUAGACAUGUCACCUGAUCCAUAGGUGAUGGAAGUUAUCAGAAUCCAAGUGAGCCUUCUAGAUCCGUACUGAUAUUUCUUCCGAUGCAAACCCACGAGGACUGAUGAGACUUCCAAGAUGAUUGAAGUGGUCUAUGUGCGCAACUACUUCACUGGAUAUUGUUACUGCGGACCAGUUCCCAAACAAUAUUUUUGAUCGAGAGAGAGAGAGAGAGAGAAAUGGAUCUAAAACACUGUUACAUUGUUGCUUCAGGUGAUCAGAAUACUAGAUCUCGUCAGUGUUUUCAUCGAACACCUCCAUAUUUCAAGUUAAUAAGUAGACUUUCUGGUAGGUGAUAAGUCCUUGGAAAGUCAGAUGACAGAAGCGUUAUCCCUAAAGAAGCAUGUAUGACAGAGUAAAAAUAGGGAAAUCUGGAAACCCUAACGAACAUCACUUGGUAUCAUUAUUUUUGAUGACAUUUGGCCAUAAGCUCUGAUUCAACUAGUUGUCUUCGAAUAAAGAACCUCUACAAGUUUUAUGUACUUUGGUGUAUACCUUCAACCAUAAAUGCUGCUGUUAAACCUGUCAAGUAUUGCGGAUGAAUACCACAUUAAAGUCAAAAGUUCAGUGUCGGUAGGCACGUCCAUGCUCGAGAACCUGAAAGGAUUAGUAUUUGACCGGUACUCCCACUUCCAGGUCUGGUACUAGGUUCGUUUCUCUCAGAUUCGCUGUUCACAGGCUUUUCUGAAGUUUUGAUAAUCACUGAAAACAUUAUUUUGUGCACCAUAUUAGCCAAGCUUAUUCUGUGGCUGUCGCAAGAAGAUUUUAAUCUUCCAAAAACUUGGACAGCCCUCGAGACCAGCCAAUUAGGAUAACGUCCAGUUCCGAAACUGCAGCUUAUGUCCUAGGCAAUCUAACAUCUAAAACUGGACCACCAUCCAAAGAAAUCUCCAGGAUUAGCCUAUCGGGGUUCAUCGUUAUCCUUUGCUUUAGAUUAGCUAUGGUUGUUUCAAAUACAUUGAUAGUCGAGAGACUUAUGUUAGUAUCCCAUCCAGGCUGUUUUUUAUCGGUAGGCAACUGGAGGGUAACUGCGAAUUUGUUAAAUUGUAAUUAAAAGUGUUUCACCCCCCACUCUUACGGUUUGUGCUUAGAGUGGGUCAUAAUUUCGGUAAUCUAACUGUACUACUUUCCUUUUUGAUAAUUCUGAAAUGUUUAUUAUUACCUAUCGCCACGGCCUUUUCUGUCCCUUGAUUUCGCCUCCCACUAAUACUGAUAGUGAUUGAGUAGACUUUUUGUCAGUCUAAGCCAUCUCUUUUCAUCGUGUUCGUUGCUGGGAUGAGUCCCGGGGUAUUUGUCUGUUUCAGUAAAUGACACCGAAACUUAAUUGUAUUUGCUAGCUUUUUUAAGUCACCGAUAUAUAUUACCGUAAGACAGACAGAUACGUGUUCUCACUAGAGUAUGAUCAGAGUCUAAUGAUGUGCUCUAAAAACGAGCAGCAGCAGUGUAUCGGGCUUCUCUAACGAUGGUUGGUGGUGAUAUGGCCUAUUCGCGUCCGUCGAUUUUGAUAUUUGUCACGUGAGACUAAUUUUGGUAUUUUCUAGAAAUAGAUGGUUAUCUGAACAUAGUCGCAGCAAAAUGGUCAUUGUUAUUUCUUCUCUGUACUCAAACGUCUCUAGAUUGGUCUAAGUUUUUAUGAUACGUUCAUACACUAGCUACUUACUUCAUAACCCCAACUUUAGUGCGUGGAGAAGACUUCUGCUGUCCUCUUCUUCCCUGCCCACUAAUUAGAGGAACAGUCCAGUUUAUACUGAAGCUUUGUUGAUCUAUACCACAUAAGUAAUUGAAAUCGCACUCAUGUUAGUCCAGUUACAUAUCAAUUCAAUGAUUGAAAUUCCUUAUCAACCCAAUUAUUGCUAAUGACACAAAAUCACACUGACACAAUCAAUGCAAAUGGAAAUAGAUAGGCAAUCCAAUAAACAAUUACAACUGAAUAAAAAUAAUAUAUUUGUAAUAUCCCAAUGAGUAGAAAAUUGGAUUUUCUGACGUUUCGUGACUUAGUGUAAGUCACUUCUUCAGAGAAAUUACAACUGAAAUUACACUGGGAGUCAACGAAUAUAGUUAACUCUGAAUAAUUUAAUAUGACGGAAAAUGUUUUGAAAGUUCGCUGAAUGAAAAUCACUUUAAUCGAUACAGGAAAUCAUAAUUUCUCUGCUUAUACGUUUUACUCGGGGAUAAAGUAUCUUCAACAGUUUUAUUUUUGUUUAGACUACCUACUUGGACAUCAAAAUCCCCUUCUAUAAUUCAGUCGGUUAGUCGUCGUAAAUAUAGAGCCUGGAACAGAUGGGAGUUGUCUCAAAUUACCAUACUACAUUAGUACGACGAGAUGAAUAGCAAAAGAGAGGAAUAAUUUGGCAGCAGUGGUAGUGGGACGAACUGAAUAUUGAGUAUAUGUUUCGUAAAGACAGUGGAAAAGUAUGCAUGAAGCUAUACUGGAAUUCUAGAUCGAGAGAAAGAUGAAUAAAGACUGAAUGCAUCUGCGCCGUCGCAACCGAUACUGAGUGAUGUCACUCAAAUCUGCAGUCACCGAUCACGGUUUCCGUGCGGACCCCGACCAGGUAGUUUGCUUUGUCCACUUGACUCAGUUGAAAACUUUGAUCUACUGAUAUUUGUUGAUAUUUAAUAUACUUGUAGCAAACGUCUGUUGAUGUUGUUUUACCACAAAUCUUCGAAUCUUCCUGGUUUUAUGUAUCACGUUGUGUGGUACACCUGGAUUGUGAGUCAUAUGUACUACCAGUGAUGUCACCCGUUUUCUCAAUGUAGGAAAUUGGAAAAGGAUUUGAACUCAAAUUUGUUUGUGCUACUGCUCCGCUGUUUCGUAUGUUGGGAGAGCUGAACAGUGGAAGGCAUGUAAUAUGAAUGGAGUUAUUUUCCAAUGGUAUCUUGUGUGUUUAUCCUUUGCAGUGUAAGCUUGUUCGCAUAACAACACUAAUUCUAGUGGUCUAUGCUAGUGUCUAUGAAUUCGGAAAUUUAUAACCAAUUUAUUUUAUAUUUCAUUUGAAUCAAUAACAUUUUCAUCCUUGAGUUGCCAAACUUAUUAUAAUUUUGCUUAUUACAAGUUAAAGUUAUUAAAAAUUUUCAUUCAUAUUUUAGCGUUCUGUUUCUUCCACUCAUCCAACAUUCUCAACGGUAGUGCAAAGUGUUAGACUCGAGGAGAUUGUGGAAGGGAUUUGUGGUGCACUUCAUAUGCUAGCGAAAGAUCAUGCUACUCGGUCUUAUCUAGCUCUUCUAAAGGCUCCAGCUUUAAGUAUAACUCCAAGUAUUCAAUCUGGCUCUUCUGGUCUUGCGAUAUUCGUCGAACUUCUUCAUUCGCCUCAUGAGUCCAUCCAGCGUGCCUCAGCAGGCGUCCUCGCAGAGGUUUCACAGGAUCGUGAUGGCCUUGAGGCUUUAGCUACCUUACCUGGAGCAGGCUCAAGGUUCGAUGAACUGGUUCGCUCUAGGAAUGAAGCUAUCUCAACUUAUGCUUCUGCAGUAGUCAUCCGACUAGCUGAAGAGCGUAGGGGUAUAGGCAGCAACCCGUACAUUUUCUCAUCUCAUAUAGAAUCGCUAAAUACCCCACCUUUACCAAUGGAUACAGGAGAAGUUUAUCAUGUGCCUACUGUUCAUCCGGGGGGCACUUUGCAUCCUGAAAUGCCUUCAUUAACUCAUCAUGGGAGUUGGAACCAUGGUCCCUUACAGACUCAUCCUCAAGAAUCUGGAAACACAUGUGGUAGUCCUUCCAACUCGUUGAUGGAGAUGCUUGGACCAUUUCCACCUGGUUGCAAGGGUAAGUAGUUUGUUUAGUUAUCAUUUUAUGUACUCGAUCAUAACUGCUGUCUUUACUUAGCGCUGAAACUUAGUUGUGGUUGGUAUUAAUUUGAUUUUUCAUUUCCUGACGGAUCUCAUUGUACUAAUAUAACGUAUGGCGACUUUGAUACACUUUUGCACCACGUCAUAUAUUGUUUGUGCCUACCUGUUGCAUCUCGUGUAGGCUUGGUUAUAAAAGUUUUAGCAGGCUAAUUAACGUUUUACAAACGUUUGUAAACGUUACUUAUUUUCAAACCAGUGCUAAAUCAUAAAUGUUUUCAUUGUUGAUUUCCCCUGCAUGGAAACAUAACAGUCUUAAUAAUGUUAUAGUCUACACUGUUUCUGUCUGCCACUACAGGCUUAUCUCCUUAGUUCUCAAUUAUAGUAACUAGUUUUCCAUUAAUCCUAUCUAAGAGAUAAGGGUCUGUAUUUAAGAAUAAUGACUUAUUUGGUUCAUUGAUAGAAAGGCAACAAAAAACAAGCUGUUUUUGUGCCUAUUUAGAAUUAGGAAACGUAUUAAUAAUAAUUAUGUCAGUACUUUUAAAAAUUGAGUUAAAUUUUUUAAUGAUUGUUCUAAAUGACAUACAUGUUCCGAAAUCGGAAUCACUGUUACUUCGAUUGAAAUUACUUUUGUAAAAAGUGAGCUAGCAUGUGAACCGUUUUAAUAUAUGAUUUCCAUACGAAAAUGAGAUGGGAUUUCUGACUGUAUAGAGUUGAUGAAAAUUUGGAAGGAGGUCAUUUGUUUUUAAAGUAAUUGUGUAGUUAUGCUGUCAUAAUUGUUAGUUUUUUUAUCCCCUUGUCAAUUUAGGUUCUGUGUGCAAUGAUUGUUGCUCUUACUGGGGUGAUUGUGAUCCUCCUGGGACUUGCUCCGAUCCAAAUUGUAUUUAUAAUGGCAAUAAUAAUCAAUCAUCUGGAACGUACUCUGAACUGCAACCAGUAAAAUUAUACCACAACAUACGCUCACCAAGUCGUACUGGAUUUGUGGGUUGUGGAAAUAUAUAUUCUGUGGGGCCAACACUUGUGUCUUCAUCUGUUCAGAAUAUUGACAAUACUCACCAGUUACAGGGAUCUAAUCCCGUUUUGCCCACUGGAAUGAGUGUGGUGCCACGCAGGUCAUGUGUCGGAAGUAUAAGUUCAAGUGGUUAUUUAAGUCCGGGUGGUGAUAUGUUUUUAAAUCCUUCACCUUCAGAAUACAAGCCGUUUCACGAAGAUAACCAAGGUAUCCUAAGACCAUCACUUUUAGAUCAACAAACACACGCUGCUUCAAUUUCUUCACCUGCAAUACCUUCACGAAAUGUUAGUGCUGGUUAUCUUAGUCCCGAUUUAAUGGCUUUAGAAGAAACCGACCCUGAUUGGUUUGGAGGCCCUGCCGUAAUGUGAAUUUUUCUUUUUUGGAGACGAAAGUUAGACUUAAUUUUUAGUCUUUUUUUAAAAUACUGGUGCCUCUAGGCUUUCAACCUGAAAGCCAUUUCCUUUUCUUGCUGCAAUAAACGUACAGCAGUUGGUUUUCUUCUUUCUGAUCCAUUGUUACACACAAGCCCAUCUAUUCAUGAGUAUGAAUACAAAGGGAAAAAAUCAAAUGUCCGUUUGUUUUUUCUCCAAGCAAUUGUAUGUUAAGCUUUUCGAUUUUCGAUGGAAUGUUUUAUUUUGAAAUUUUGUUUUAUAUGGAAUAUGAAUUCCAGUUGCCUUUUUAAUUUACAGUUGUUAUAGUUGGAUAAAUAAUAUGUUAUGUGAUUGGUGGGUUUUUUGACUUUCUUAUCGCAUAUUGAAAUAUAGAUCAAAUUUUCUACACAACUAAAUAAACACUGAUUAAAGAACUGAACAAGAAAAAAGCAACAUGAUAUGAUUCAGUUUAGGUAAGUAGGUACUUUUGUUAUACCUUUCGUUAUUCUUGAAGGAAAGUUGAAUAGCUCAUCAAUGUAUGACAAUGUGUUGUUUGUCUUAAUUUGUUUUUACUUUUUUUAUUGUAACUAACUCGCUGUUGAGUGAUCUACCGUUAUUUCGAUUGUCUUUUUUAAAAAAUAUUGAGUAGCCUACAUUAUACAUAAUAUUGAAACACUUUAAAACUUUUACUAAGCUUAUUCUUACUUUUUACUACUCUGCACACCACUUUUAGCGCCAUCAUUAUUUUAUUUCUUACUUUUGAAUGCCACUAAUCAACACAUACACACUCAUACUUAUACACUUUUUAUCACUCCAGCGGCAUUAUUUAUGUUAUUACUAUUAAUCAUAUUUGUUUGUCCCUUUCCAAGUUUUGACUGUUUUUGCUUUUUCUUUUUCUCUAAAUAAUUAUGAUUACGAUCACUAGUUCACACGGAGCACCUUGUUCUGGAUAUAAACAUUAUUAUUUCAUGUGAUGUUUUCUUUUACAUGAUGUAUGGAUUACUACUUGCUUUGGUAGUAUGUAAGCACUCAAAUAAUCUAUUCGAACUACUUCAAGCAGUUGGGGUCGCCACCAUACAUAAUUAGUGCUACGAAUUCGACGAUUACCAAAUAAACAGACAUCGAGUAUCUUCAGCUUGGAAUCAGGUUUUGUAAGGGUAAACUAUGUUUAUUGACACCAAGGCACUGUAAACUACCUUUUAAAAACCAGAUUAACAUCACAGGGGCAUCAAAUAUGGCUUAAAUUAGAACACCACUAAGCUCAAUGUAUAAAGAAUCGCUUUUGUCAGUUAUACUGGCACGCGAACGUUUACUUCUUUUCAACUGUACGUCACCUAAAGGAAGUACAUGGACAGUUUCCUGUUUAAGAUGACAGAUCUACAUCACCAGCAUGCAAUUUCUCCACAAUUCUCUCUAGAAUACUGUUCAUGACAGAGUUAGAUUGAUAUCGAGAUAUGUUGGACAACAGUACCCAAAUUAACUUAAUUUGGGAUGAUUGGCAAAUGUUAUGCAUGUACGCUACAUAGAGUGCAUCUUAAAAACGCUUUCAGUGUAUUAAUAGGACUUUCAAUGUCAAGAUGAAAGGAAAUUCCGUACCCAUAGUGGGCAUUACGAUAUUCAAGCUUGUGGCGGAAUACAAAGACACCGAUAAUGCAUCUAUGGUGUGAAUGAAACUCGGUCUGGAUAAAAUAUUGCUUAAUUUGAGUCGAUGUAAAACUUUAUCUGUAUUUUCUACUCGUUGUUAGUAUAUCCCAUGAUAUCAGUUAAAACAGAUAGAAAAACUUCUAGACUGCUAGUGGUAAAAGUACUGAACGGAAAUUCUCGUUAAAGGUUACGUACUUCAGCUUUACAGAUUGUCUCUCAAUAAUAUAGGACUAAAGAUUUUUAAAUUGGUAAGUUAAGUCUCUCAAACUUUUGUCGAUCCAUCAUCGGCGAAUAAGGAUAAUCCGAUGCAGAUGAGUAAGCAAGGACAGCAUUUCUACAACUGAAGAACAUAUGAAACUCGAACAACUGUCAGCCAGCAUCAAAGUCAGAAUCUUCAGUACGAAUGCUAAGACAGUUCUGUACUGAACUGAAACUUGGAGAACUACUACAACCAUAAAAAAGUACAGGUAUUUAUAAACAAUUGUCUACGUAAGAUACUCAAUGACCGUUGGUCGGAUAUCAUCAGCAACAACCUACUAUGGCAGAGAACAAACCAACCUCCAUCUGAAGAGACAAUUAGGAGAAAAAGACGCUGGAGCUGGAUGGAACAUACAUUGAGAAAAUCAUCAAACUGCAUCAAAGGGCAUACACGAAAAGGAUGAGUAGCAACUGGAAAUGAUUCCCCAGGAUAGAGUUCGAUGGAGAAUACUGGUGGAAGGCCUAUGCUCCUUUACGAGGGGUAACAGGCGUAAGUAAUAUGAUCUUUAGUUGUGCAGUUGGGUGGACAUUAAAAGGUUUAUUUAAAAGUACUUAGGGAUUGACUAGCUCUAACCAGUCACUGAAUAUCAUAUUGGCGAAAUCUAAGCCUUUACAGAAAUUUAAAAAGUGUAAUCAAUCAUCAGCUGCAAGCAGUUUAUAAAAUGACUGUCUGAAGGUUCGAGACUUGACAUUCUAUAUAAAACGGGAUCUUGAUUGUGGGAGUUAAUGGUACGUUUAUGAUUGAGGUAUUAGCUGUUUGAAAAAAAUAGUAUAACAAAGGGCUCAAAUAAUUUUUUAGGGAUAUAAAUACUCUACUGGAGUAAGUACAAAACUGUUUGGCAACCGAAAAGAUAGGUUGGUUGUAUAUGGAUUUUGUUGACUGGAACCAUCUACAGGAAAAGACAGGUCAAGUCUUGGUAUGGGCUUCAUGACUCCAAGUGGUAUUGAUUUUGAAAUGUAUUAAUACUAAUUUAUUAAAUUGCCAAAUAUAAGGUUGGUGUUGUAGUUCCAAAUGGAAUGAUGCCGUCCAGCUCUAGGUUUUAUGAAGAAUAAAAUAUUUACUAAAAAAUAAAAAAAACUCGUUUGAAAUUACUUAUCAUGUUAUCGUUGUCGUGACGAAAGGAGUAAUUUACUUUGAUGGAUUAAGAAACAUGAAAAAUAUAAACAGUUCUAGUGUUUAUAUUAUUUAAAUUUCGGACCAAACAAUAAUUUUACUUUAGAAAACGAGCGAUCCAAUAGUGUAAUAUAUUUGGCCGAUAUCAAUAAAGCUCCCUGUUAAGAUUUCAUAGCAUUCAAAAAAGUCUUAAAUUUACAAUCAACAGUCAAUAACAAAAAAUGAUGUUGACAUCGCCAAUGCUUCGAUGCCGUCAUGCCACAUCAUUUGAAACGUAACCACCGAGUUAUUCAGACCACCUUGUUGACGAGUACCGACUAACGUAAGACCACAGUUGAGAGUUAUUUACUGACUUCCUCUAACCACCUAACAUAAAAAUCUGCACGCAAAGUGGAGUUACUUAGACUAGUCGUCAAACUGCAACUUGAUCAACAGAAUCCAAUAAGGAUUAGAAAGACUGGUUUUUGCUCUGAUUAACUAACGAAGACUGAUUUAAGGAAAACAAACGUUGGAAAUAAUAAAACAGUCCCUACUUUCGUUAAGGCAACAAUAACAUGACAAGUAAUUGCAAACGAGUUGUUUUUUUACUUUCUAGUAAAUAUCUUAUUCCUCAUAAAACUUAGAGCUGGACGGCAUCAUUCCAUUCGGAAGUUGAAUCCAGUGCAUCGCACAAAACCUGGUCAAAAUCCUUCCAAUAUUUACAAAGUUCUUUUGUACUGCGACUUAACGCCUCAGCUUGUUCAAUUGUUAGCAGAAAUUCAAUUGAACAUGAAUACACUCGUUGACUUUCAUGACUAAGUCAUUGAUUAAUUAAUAGUAUCGACUCCUAAUCAGUAUCAAUUGUAGACAGUAAAAAAAGAAUGCAGUUUUAAUGAUAAGUUGGUAAACAUUAGAAGUAAUGUAUUGUGUUUAAAGGUAACCAGUGAGAAACAAUAUACAAGCAAGGAAAGAUUUGUAUCGAUUCAAAAUGGUAUGCACAGCGAGAAAAACUUAACAAGGUGAAAAAUAUGUGAGACGAAAAUAUUGGUGUCAUUAAAGCAUAAAUUAAACUUUAGUAAUUUAUUUUGAGAAGACCAAAUGAAAUGUCAAGCUAAAACGUAUGGAACGAUAUUAAAAUUUAAUAUUCAGAUGCAGAUAAAGAUGAGUUAUGUCUGUAUUAGUGUGAUCACUUUGUACCUGGGAGUAAGGCUUGAAUAGUCUAGAGUUAAUACGACAAAAAGCAAUUAAUUACUCGUGUGAUCGGCCUUGGACAGUUGUUCUUUGAGCACUGAAUUCUCAUGUCACAGAAAAUAUCAAUACUAAAGUGAAUUUGUUUAUAGAUUCCAAUAAGAAUUAACUAUGUUUUCACAGUUGUGAGAAACUAAGAAGUACCAGUCACUCAUAAAUCUUCAAUAGGACUUAUUUAAAGACAGUGAACUAAAGAAAUGUAUUGGAUGUAAAUUCAUUACACCUUUGGCGUUUAUUACUUAAAUGUUUUUCUAAAUUUCCUGAAACUUAUAAAAUGAAUGUUUACAUUUAAUACUACUGAAAAUUAUGACAAAACAUAUCACUGUAAUGAUUUAUACUAAACCAUGAAUAUUCUAACGGUUUUAUUUAUAUGUAUAAUUAAUUGUAAAAUUUGUACAUAAUGACGAUUAUAGUCACAGUAUUAGUAUGUUCACUUCAACGAUUUAAUUGAGAUCCUAUGCCCAUUUAUUUCAUUUAUGCUUUUAAAAUUUAUUC
Messenger RNA from Schistosoma haematobium, 12626 nucleotides. Its product is annotated as Catenin beta-1. Gene Ontology annotation, biological process: cell adhesion; positive regulation of transcription by RNA polymerase II. The transcript has 4 exons. The record is from RefSeq and is a predicted model, not a curated record. Lineage: Eukaryota; Metazoa; Platyhelminthes; Trematoda; Strigeidida; Schistosomatidae. Gene Ontology annotation, molecular function: alpha-catenin binding; transcription coactivator activity; protein phosphatase binding. Gene Ontology annotation, cellular component: catenin complex; adherens junction. The coding region runs from base 79 to 1866 and encodes 595 amino acids.